CGUCCGUCAAAUGCUAUAUCUCGGGACAGACGUAUCAACUCUCCUGAAUCGAUGUUCAAGCAGUCGUUUGACCAGAGCUACACCAGCAUUCUGUUACGAUCAUCAUGCCUAUGAUCCAGCAGCCCGCAAACCAAAUCAAACUGACCAACGUUUCUCUCGUGCGGUACAAGAAGGGCAAGAAACGAUUUGAACUUGCAUGCUACAAGAACAAACUACUAGAGUACCGGUCAGGAACGGAAACCGACCUCGACAAUGUCCUGCAAAUCCCUACCAUUUUUCUCAACGCCACGAAAGGCGAGACCGCACCCAAUUCCGAGCUGGUAAAAGCCUGGCCGCCUACUUCGCAGACCUCGGAGCCGUCGCACGGGGGGAAGUCAGGCGGCAAAGGCGGCAAGAAGGGAAAGGGCAAGUCGGCAGAUGAAGGGGACCCCGAAAAGUCAUGGAAGGACGCAAUCAUUGAAGAGAUCUUGAAGAAGGGAGAGAUCCAAGUCAACGCCAACGAACGGAAGGAACUUCUGGACAGAAUGGAAAAAGAGAUUGUGGAAGAAGUCGCUCAGAGACUCGUUGACCCUCAGACGAAAAGAGUAUACACAACAGGCAUGAUCAAGAAAGGUCUGGACGUCCUGACCAAACAAGGCGGUCAUGCGCCACCACAAGACUCGCUCGGGCACAAAUUAGGCAAAUUGAAUUUGGGCGAAGGAGUUAGGAAAGGUGCCGCAGCGCCCAAAGGAUCCAGCGAGACGAGCGGCCAAGCAACACCGAUGACCGACGACGACAACGACUCCUCAGGGACCACGAAAGCAAAGAAGAGUGACAUGCCAAUGUGGACGGGAGUGGUGACGACCAAGUCAGUCAAGCAGCAAGCACUGGAGGCCAUUCGGGCUCUCAUCGCCUGGCAACCCAUUCCUGUCAUGCGAGCCAGGAUGAGGCUACGAAUCACGUGCCCGACAAGUAUCGCAAAACAGGCUACCAAGUCGAAAGCUGCCAGCACAGAAGACGGUACUGAAGGCGACCAGAGCAAGAGCACAGGCACUAUCAAAGACAGGAUAUUGUCGUACGUUGAGCAGAUCGAGAGCCAGGAGGUUCUCGGUGACGACUGGGAAGUAAUCGGAUUCGUCGAACCAGGUGCCUUCAAGGCACUGGGAGAAUUAUGUUCCGCCGAAACCAAAGGCAAAGGAAGACUGGAGGUUCUGGAUAUGGCAGUUACGCAUACCGACGAUUGAGCUUGUUGGCUUUGCGUCCAGCCGUCUGCCGGUGGCGCCGGUGAUCAGUCCGCGGAAUCGCACUUGUGAAUUCCCAGAAAAAGGACCUACCGCAAAGCGUCGAAAGUGGCCGAGUUACUUUCUACCAUGGAAGAGGGAAUCCGGCUCGAAGCAAGAGAGAGUGCAACCCGUGCCCAUCAUUGCGGUGGUGCAUGCUGGACAUGC
Molecule: messenger RNA, 1427 nt
Organism: Exophiala viscosa
Lineage: Eukaryota; Fungi; Ascomycota; Eurotiomycetes; Chaetothyriales; Herpotrichiellaceae
Product: SBDS protein C-terminal domain-containing protein
Exons: 1
Coding region: 105-1223 (372 amino acids)
Biological process (GO): ribosome biogenesis
Source: RefSeq, a predicted model, not a curated record